Phragmites australis (common reed) is the source of this 870-nucleotide messenger RNA. RefSeq lists its product as uncharacterized. NCBI's taxonomy places the organism in Eukaryota, Viridiplantae, Streptophyta, Magnoliopsida, Poales, Poaceae. The coding region runs from base 278 to 823 and encodes 181 amino acids. The record is from RefSeq and is a predicted model, not a curated record. The transcript has a single exon.
GUCAACUGCCUCUCCCUACUUUUCGGUUACCUUUGGUUCCAACUUCCCACAGACAUGCGCCAGAAAAGCAAGAUCACCAAGAAAGAUCAAGACUUUUUGCCUGUGUGCAAUCAUCAGCAUCAAAGAACGGGAGACGAAAACCAGCCAAUCGAUGCCGUUGUAAAGAUCAUCCGAUCUUGAAGGAGCAAUGUCGUUCGCCGCAGUUUGUUGAUCAGGUUCUUAGUUUUUGUUGCGGUUUGAUCGGUCCCAUCUGUUUGGUCAUUGAGAGGACAGAUCGAUGGGGCCGCCGCAGAGGCAGCAACAGGAUCGGGCGCGGCGCCCACCGGGGAACGCGUGCGUGUGGGUGGUGGCGGCGCUGCUCCUCCUCGCCGUGCUGGCCGGCGGCGGGUGCCUUGUACUGUACCUCACGCUGCCGCCGGCCGAGGUGCUGCAGUGGCUGCCGGCCGCCGGGCUCGCGCUCGUCGCGCUCCCGUGGGCGUUCUGGAUCGUCACGUGCGCGUACCGGUGCUGCUGCUCGGCGAACGCGGCGGCGGAGGGGGCGGCGGUGGGGAAUCAAGUGGGGCGGCAGCCGUCGUCGAGGGCGGGCGCCGUGGCGCCGAUGCCGAUGCCGAUGCCGAGCAGCAAGAGCCUCGACGGGUCGCCCGCCGCGGGGUCCCCCACCGCCAGCAGCGGCGCGCGGCGGGUGCGGUUCGGGGAGGCCACCGUGCUCGGGGAGGUGCACGCCGCCACGGAGAAGGACGACGGCUCGUCGGUGCACUCGAACGAGAGCGAGGCGCCCCUCGCCUACUUGAUGACGUCUUCCACGUCACGUAGCACAGGGUAAUCAAUUAAUAGAACACUUGUAAUUAGGCUGACACGUAGAGCUUCAUC